This is a messenger RNA of Gadus chalcogrammus (walleye pollock), 3780 nucleotides long. Its product is annotated as choline transporter-like protein 5-A. Gene Ontology annotation, cellular component: membrane. Gene Ontology annotation, molecular function: transmembrane transporter activity. Lineage: Eukaryota; Metazoa; Chordata; Actinopteri; Gadiformes; Gadidae. Gene Ontology annotation, biological process: transmembrane transport. The transcript has 22 exons. The record is from RefSeq and is a predicted model, not a curated record.
AUGCCGGCGAAGCGCUACGCACAGGAGAGUUCCGCCGCCGUGCGGAGCGAGGUCGCCGGUCGUCCAACAACGCCUCCUCGCUACUACGGAGAACCACACAAGUUUGAUCCAUUCUUCAGAGGUCCUGUCCGCAAAAGGGGCUGCACUGAUGUCCUGUGUUGUUUGAUCUUCAUGGUCGUCAUCCUUGCUUAUGGGGCUCUUGGGAUUGUGGCCUGGCUGCACGGAGACCCCCGGAAGGUUCUCCACGCCACAGACAGCUACGGCCAGUUCUGCGGACAGGACGGAACGCCCAACGCGAAGAAGCCAAUACUGUUCUACUUCAACAUCCUGAAGUGUGCCAACCCAGCUGUUCUUAUCAAUCUUCAGUGUCCGACCACACAGAUGUGCGUGUCAAAGUGUCCGGACAGGUUUGCCACCUACACAGACAUGCAGCUGCAGAACGCGCUGGGCAGCAGUUACUGGAACUAUUACAGGCAGUUCUGCAAACCUGGCUUCAACAACCCCAACAAGCCCGUGUCUCAGGUUCUGCGAGACGAGGACUGCCCCUCGAUGAUCAUUCCUAGCAGACCAUUCCUCCAGCGGUGUCUGCCGGACUUCAUCCCUCUGAACGGGACGCUGACGGUGGCCAACCACACCCGGUUCAGAGACGCCCUGGACGCCCCUCGCAGCGUGGCCGAGCUGCGUCAAGCUGCCAAGUAACCCCCCAUUCAACUCAGGUUUUUUUUUUUUCCUCUAUGUUUCCUUAUAAUACAGACUUCCUUCUUUUCUUUUGGCAGUGGCAUAACAGGGCUAGUGGACGCAAAGGAGUGGGGCAUGAAGAUAGUGGAAGACUAUGCUAAAUCCUGGCAAUGGAUACUCAUUGGUCUGCUGAUAGCUGCGGCGGUUAGCCUAACCUUCAUACUGCUACUGAGGUUCACUGCCGGCUUGCUGCUCUGGGUCACCAUCCUCGCUGUCAUGCUCCUCGUCGCUUACGGAAUGUGGUACUGCUCUAGAGAGCUCUCUGGCCUCGGUGAGAGACCAGGCUCCGAUGUUGCCAUUAUGGAGGUUGGCUUUCAUACCGACCUACAAGUCUAUCUUCAGCUGAGGCAAACAUGGGUCAUAUUCUUGGUUUUCCUCGGGGGGAUAGAGGCUUCCAUCAUGUUGAUGCUGAUCUUUCUGAGGGGAAGGGUCCAAGUAGCCAUCACUCUUCUCAGAGAAGCUAGCAAAGCUACUGGCCACAUCAUGUCAUCUCUGUUCUACCCUCUCAUCACCUUCCUCCUGCUGGCUCUCUUCAUCUCCUAUUGGGCCGUUACCGCAGUAUUGCUAGCUUCCUCAGGUGAGGCGGUCUACAAGGUGAUGGCACCAGAUAUCACCUGUCCCUACGCCAACAGCACCUGCACCCCUGAGACGUUCAACAGGAAGUCCAACUGGUCGGCGGCGGCCCGGGCGUCCUGCGAGGGCUCACGCUGCACGUUCGCCCUCUACGGCGGCGAGACGCCGUACCACCGCUUCCUGUUCCUGCUGCAGCUCUUCAACCUGCUGGCCUGCCUGUGGCUGCUGAACUUCAGCCUGGCCCUGGAGCAGUGCACCCUGGCCGGGGCCUUCGCCAGCUACUACUGGGCCCGCCGGAGGCCCCGCGACGUGCCCCCCUGCCCGCUGUUCUCCUCCUUCAGCAGGGCUGUCAGAUACCACACAGGGUCUCUGGCUUUCGGCUCACUGAUUCUGUCAGUUGUCCAGCUUGCCCGAAUACUGUUAGAAUACCUGGAUGAGAAACUAAGAGGAGCUAACAACGUCGUAGCCAGGUUCAUAGUGUGCUGCCUAAAGUGCUGUUUCUGGUGCCUGGAGCGAUUCAUACGUUACAUGAAUCGCAACGCUUACAUCAUGGUGGCCAUCUACGGAACUAACUUCUGCACCUCAGCGCGGGAGGCGUUCUUCCUACUGAUGAGGAAUGUCGUCAGGGUGGCUGUCCUCGACAGGGUGACAGACUUUCUGCUGUUCCUCGGAAAAUUGCUCAUCGCAGGCGGGGUUGGCGUGCUGGCUUUUUUCGUCUUUGACAGAAAGCUCACUAUAUUCGUGGAAGUGCCCGAUCUCAACUUUUAUUGGGUCCCGAUUGUGACGGUGUUCCUGGGGUCCUAUCUGAUCGCCCAUGGCUUCUUCAGCGUGUACGCCAUGUGUGUGGACACACUCUUCCUCUGCUUCUGUGAAGACCUGGAGCGGAAUGACGGCAGCGCGGAACGGCCUUUCUUCAUGUCCCCAGGGCUCCACCAACUUCUUGGAAAAUCCAGUCCGUCUCGGUAGCAUUUCUUCACCUGGAUUUGCACGCAUUAAAAUCGAUCAGACAAUCGUCAUGCAACAAGCUUUUUCAAUGCUGGUGUCCCCGUUUCUCUUUCACAACCAGUGGAAGAAGCAAAGAGAGAAGAAUGCAUGUCACCUAAAACCUGCCCGUCACUUUCCUAAUCAGUGUCUCCCAGAGAGUUAGUCCGACCUUACAACUGCGAGCAACAGCGAGCGAGGCUUCCUGGGGAGGUUCUCUCUCUGUGAGAUCUUUGUAUAAGGACGAACAAGGAAAGGUAGAGCGCGUGAUUCCAUGUGAGCCUAUGGUAGAUCCUCACGUUGUUUACCACAACAUAUGUGUUGGCGACACUUAAAAACCAACCGAUGAACUACUAGUCGCGUGCCACUGCUUCAAACCGUCUAAGAGACCACACAACGACCUUCUACUGUAUAGCUUCUGGAAUAGCUGGAUUCAUACUUUAAUGCCGCCUUAUCUUAUACUGCUUUGCCCGCAAGUGUUUUUCUUCUAUCAUGAAACAAUAACAAUUUUGGAGAACUGAAAAGAUCAGUAAAUCUCAAUUCAGAGACGAGGUUGGUUGCAAGGAUUCAGAUUCCAUGUGACUGAGGAAGCCUGAGCUCUCAAAAGAGACUUGAAUAUCUAUAUAUAUUGCAUGUCAUGUCAUGUAUGUGUUCUUUGUGGAUAAUAACCGUUCAUUGUUCCAAGGGCUAUGAUGGUAUGUUAUAUUUUUUGGGCAAUUGUACAUUAAGCAGACUUUUUUCAAUUCAAUCUUCAUGCUGUACAUUUUUAUGUACAAUAUCUCUAUGGCUGCUUUAACAUUUAUUUAAGCACUGUGAUUGUAUGCGUUGAGGUUACUUGAUGUGAUGGUAUAUACAAUAGAAUGAUGAAUUAAUUGAUUGAUCGUUUUUUUGUAUACUGAUAGUGUUCUAUAAUAACAUGAAUUGUUGUGAGGUUCUCCAUAAAAGGGUGAGGCGAUGUCCAACACAUUUUUACAGUCACUCUUUAUGACAUGUUCCUGUUGCAGUAGGACGACGGGAGAGCUUCGUCCUGAAUUCGAUGAUCUCUGGAGAAGGUAAUCGUCAUAUCAAAAGUUACAGAUGGAUAACUUUUGGUUUUUGGUUGGAUUUUGAUAAAAAAUUGUCUCGACCGUAAAAUGCCAAUUAUACUGUAGGUGGUGUUAUAUAGUCCUCAAUUUAUUGUAUGUUACAGUUUUAUAGUUUUUUUUUUAAUAAGGACUGUAAAAUGCAUACAAGAUAUUUCACUGUAUAUAUUUCACUUUAUACGCAUCCUCUUGAGAGAUAGGGCAUUAUGGUAACCUUUACUAAAAUGAAAGGGGCGGCAAGUCUAAUAGAAGGGAAAGGUGAUUUUUUUAUCGCAAUCAAAUGGUAGAUCGGAAUGCACAUUGCAUAAACUUUGAAUUGAAAUGCAAAUGAUUGCUUUUUUUAUAGUGUAGUUUCAGAAGACAUCUCUUUGAUUUUCUAUAACUGUCAUUCACUACCUGAACAUUA